GUCGAUCCAACAUGUCCGUAAACAGUGCUUGCAGAAACCCUGUGAAGCAUGUUCCGUCUUGUAGUGCUAGUUGGGUGCGUGGGCCUGGCCCUUGGGGGAAGGUCCCCGAAUGCCGAUGUGGUCGAAAAACUGCUGAGGAUGAACCCUCAAGGGAGGUACUCUAACAACCUCAUAGAAGAUUCUUUGCUGGAUGUGCCGGACCUAGUAGCAAAGUAUGGCUACCCUGUCGAAAGCCACGAUGUGGUUACGCAGGACGGCUACGGGCUGACCAUGCACCGUAUCCCCCAUGGCAGAGACAAGAACAACAAGCCUGACCCCAACAAACCAAUCGUAUUCUUGAUGCACGGUCUCCUGUCUUCAUCUGCUGACUUUCUGCUGUUGGGACCUGGUAGUGCCUUGGGCUACAUCCUCGCUGAAGAAGGCUACGAUGUCUGGAUGGGGAACGCUCGUGGCAACUACUACUCCCGUCGCCACACUAGCAUGAACCCUGACAGCAGGCUAAACCAGAACUUCUGGAGGUUCAGCUGGGAUGAAAUUGGCAACCACGACUUGCCUGCUUUCCUAGACUUUAUUGAGAAACACACAGGACAGUCCAGACUCCAUUACAUCGGCCACUCCCAGGGUGGAACCGCGUUCCUGGUGCUGACCACUCUAAGGCCCCAAUACAACAGCAAGUUCAUUUCCUUCCAAGGAUUGGCUCCAGCCUCGUUCUUUACUUACAAUGAACACCCUACGUUUACCAGGCUAGCGCCGUUGGAAAGUGUUUUGGAGACCGCCGCAUUCGCCAUGGGUCUGGGAGAGAUCCUUGGUAGAAACUGGUGCGCUGACGGGUCUGGUGUUGAUCAGCUAUGUGACCUUACUCUGAACGAAGGCUCUUACUACGUCAACAGUAGCAUGCUUCCCUUAUUCGUCGCACACACUCCAGCCGGCGCUUCCAUCCGCCAGGUCGCUCACUACGGCCAAAGCAUCAGGUUCAACACCUUCCGCAGAUUCAACCACAACGCUGUCACCAACUUGGCCACUUAUGGCCGACUGACCCCUCCUUCCUACGACCUCUCCAGAGUCACAACUCCAUCCUACAUCCACUACGCUACCAAUGACCUGCUGGUUCACCCCAAGGACGUUCAUAUCCUAGCAUCGAAGCUGCCGAACCUGCAAGGCCUAUAUCUGGUCGACUCGAAGACGUUCGACCACGUCGACUUUAUUUGGGCCACCAAAGCGCGCGUGCGAGUUUACAGUAGGUUGCUGGCCUCUAUGAAGGCUGCUGAGAAGUUAUAAAUGUCUAAUAUAUAAUGGUGCUAUGUAAAUAUAUUUUCUUAUUAGGAAAUUAAAAUUAUAUCAUCAGA
Messenger RNA from Ostrinia furnacalis (Asian corn borer), 1346 nucleotides. RefSeq names its product lipase 1-like. The transcript has 5 exons. Bases 49 to 1278 code for a protein of 409 amino acids. Gene Ontology annotation, biological process: lipid metabolic process. Gene Ontology annotation, molecular function: hydrolase activity, acting on ester bonds. The record is from RefSeq and is a predicted model, not a curated record. Lineage: Eukaryota; Metazoa; Arthropoda; Insecta; Lepidoptera; Crambidae.